This is a messenger RNA of Medioppia subpectinata, 657 nucleotides long. Lineage: Eukaryota; Metazoa; Arthropoda; Arachnida; Sarcoptiformes; Oppiidae. The record is from the annotation of a GenBank genome assembly.
AGUUAACACAAAUAACAAAUACUUUCACACAUUUUACUUUUACUUAUCAUAAAAAAUAAUAAUACCUAAUAUUAUAAUAAAUAAUGUUUUACUAUUAAUACUAGGCGUUGUUUUUAGAAAAUCACAAUUAAUUAACUGUAAUUAAGUAUUGUUAUUAAAAUGAGUGACGGAUUAAACAAAUCGGUUGCCAUCGAUGUUAAUGAAGAGGCGGAACCGUUUCAGAAAGAGGACAAAGUGACCAUCAGUACCAACAAAGAUGUUACCGACGGUGCUAUUAGUAGUAAUGCCGCCACAGUAGUUGGUUGUUUAUGCUGUCCGGUGAUAUGCGCAGGGUCUAUUGUAUUUAUUGCGUUAAUUAUAUUUUUGGCGCUCGGCUUACAGAUUAUAUUCAUAACAAUGGGUUCAAUCUACUUACAUGACUGUCCCAUUGCCCCAUCACUGCCCAUAUUAAUGAUAGUGAACGGUGUGUUCGGUUUGUUGACCUUUCAGACCAAAAAGGACAUGGUGUGCGUAGUGUACCAAGCUCGUUUCCCGGACUUUGAAGACCAGGAUUCCGAAUACUACUGUCACCAAAACCUGUAUUUGUCCGCCUAUUGGAUACUUAACAUACUGUUGAGUGUAAUGGCUAUAGUGUUAGGGCUUGCGUUGUUUCCUUAA